Aspergillus nomiae NRRL 13137 is the source of this 635-nucleotide messenger RNA. Its product is annotated as proteasome maturation protein. Lineage: Eukaryota; Fungi; Ascomycota; Eurotiomycetes; Eurotiales; Aspergillaceae. The annotation marks the transcript as partial. Gene Ontology annotation, biological process: proteasome assembly. Gene Ontology annotation, cellular component: cytoplasm; nucleus. The record is from RefSeq and is a predicted model, not a curated record. The transcript is spliced from 2 exons.
CUCCCCGACACCCUCCGCGACAACAUCACCCUCCCCGCCUCCCGGGGCCCUCCCUCCUCUCAAUCCGAAAUCCCCGCCUCCGCACACCCUCUCGAAGCCCGUCUGAUUGCCUGGCGCCAAACGCAGGAUGCAAUGAAGAUGGAGUCCCUGCGUCGGGCAUACGGUAUUGCGGAGCCCAUCCGUCGCGGCAUGGAACUGAAGCUCGUGCGGGAUGGAACGUUCCGGCCGGCUGUGCUGGGCGGUGCAAAGGCCGGCAAUGUUCAUGAGGAUAUUCUUGUGCUCGGUGGACGGGAUACGGAAGUCGGGUGGGAGGAUGUGUUUAAAGGAGACGAGUUCAGAGAACCACCCACUUUCCACGACGAGAUGGAGAAGAGGCUGCGGAUGGAUUUCUAAGCUACGUUUCGAUUGCCGACUUCUGGUUUCUGUUUAUGCUUCGUUGGUCUCGUUUAUUUAAUUCAUCGUAUGGGUCGUUAUGAUUCUUUAUUCUCGAUACAGGCGGGAUGUGAACAAGAGGAUUUUAUAGGUGGCCCACUCAUGAUUUGAUGGUCAAAUACUACUAGAUGCAAUUAGACAUACGGGUUGCAUGGAUGAAUAAGUUGGGCUACACGUAUUGGUCGUGGAUUGUAUUAGGCCGA